UUUUCGAUUAUAUCUCGACUCGUUUAUCGAAGAAAAAGUAAUGUAUAAUAUUUAUUUAAUAUUUAGAGUCUAGAUCACCAAAAACAAUAUAUGUAACUACGGAAAGAACGAUUCGCAUUUUAAUUAGCCAAAGUAAUUUAUGAAAAGUCGCUUUUUCCGAGGGGACAGCUGCAAGCCCGCGAGUCCCCGGAUGCAAGUGGAAAAACAUACACACUCGUUUUUAAUGGCAUAAAGACAAGAAAAUUUCACCACAAAAAUACUACCUAAAGAAGAAAUAUGGGAUAGAGGAAUAUAACAGAGGUAAUAAUGCCCCCAACGGAUCGAAGGGAGACGUUUUCUCGUCGAGAAACGCAGAGUUUCAAGUCUUCCAAGGAUCACCGUGAUCGUGUCGUCAUUAACUGUGGCGGCAAGCGAUUUGAGCCGUACCUUAGCACUCUGAAAAACAUCACAGAUCUACCUUUGUCUAAAAUCACCGAGAAUAAAAUCAAGCUAGACUACGACGAGGAAUCCGGAGAAUACUUCUUCGAUCGGCAUCCUGCCGUUUUCGCGCAGGUUCUGAACUAUUUGCAAACCGGAAAACUGCACUGUCCCCGUAACGUCUGUGGUCCUCUGUUUGAGCAAGAGCUUGCUUACUGGGGCAUAGACGAGCAGCAGAUGGAAUCAUGCUGUUGGAGUAACUACACCAAGCAUAGGGAUGCACAAGAGAGCCUCAAAGCGCUGGAUUUCCGCCCGAGAUACGACGAAGAUGAAGAACGUAGGAAAGUGCACUAUGAUGACCCGAAUCUUUCAUGGUGGCAGCGACAUCAACCAAUAGUCUGGGAAAUCCUCGACGAGCCGUAUUCUUCUUCUACAGCAAAGGUUUUCGCAUGGGUCUCGCUUGCUUUCAUAGUCGUUUCAAUCUUCACCAUUUGCAUCUGGACUGUAGAAAUGUUCAAGGGCGACUCCAAGACCGUCACGCGAAACGUGACGCGUAACGCAACGCAUGGUAACACCACUACAAAGUCAUACUACUUUGAGCGCGUAGACAUGCCGGUAUCGGACGUCCCCCGCUAUGUUCUCAUGAUCAUCGACUCCGUCUGUACGGGUUGGUUCACCCUUGAGUUUCUCCUAAGACUAGUGUUCUGUCCAAGCAAGCUAAAGUUCAUCUUGACGCUACAGAACUGGAUCGACCUGAUCGUCAUCAUCCCACUGUACCUGAUGCUUGCCAUGGAGAAGUCCUUCGUGCUUGAUGUGCUUAACACCAUGCGGAUCGUGCGGAUUUUCCGCUUCUUCAAGCUCCUCUAUGACCUUCAAAUCUUGACCAAAACGGUCAAGGCGAGCCGACAACACCUCAUGAUUCUUCUCAUCAUUCUCAUGAUUCCAGUCAUCGUGUUCUCCAGCCUUGUGCUGUACUCGGAGAAGCGCUGGGGUAGCGAUAAGUCCAAGGCUCAGUUUUAUAACGUACCUAAUUCCGUGUGGUGGGGCCUAAUCACCAUGACAACUAUAGGAUAUGGGGACAUGGUGCCGACUUCAUUUAUGGGGAAAGUCAUCGGCGGAAUCGCAUCCAUCUGCGGCGUGAUCAUCUUGUCAACCUCGGCGUCUGUCAUCGGCAGCACUUUCUCCCUGUACUAUAAUCUUGCCCAGGCUCAGCUCAAGCUCCCUACCAAGAGAAGGAAGUUCGAUGUCGAGUUUCAGAGCUUGCCGACCGUCCUUGCUUGCCGGACAAGUCAGGCGGACUCGACUGUUACCUCAAAUAAUUCGGACAGUGGGUAUCAAAAAUCACCCAACAGGCUACAGAUUGGUGGUCGCCACAGCUUUGGGUUCGCAGAGGGAGAAAAGCUUCAACUGACGCCUAAUCCAAAUAAAGUUCCGUGUACUUGCCAAUGUGCGCGUGACCCGUCACUUAAACAACUUGAUUCUAUUCUAAAGCCUAGUGAUUCGCCGCCUAGAAAACCUGGAAUGUUGAAACACCGGGAAUCAGCGCCAACGCUGCACGCUCCAAGAACAAUCCCACGUGACUUGAGGUCUAUGUCACAUGACUCAGGCCGAGUACCACGUGAUCCUGAAUUAAUACCGCUAAGUUCGCCGGGAACGCUGUCACCCGUGCAGUCACCACCGACUCCGAGGCCGCAGUUCUCACGGAAAGCUAGCAUUCGCCGUGACAGCAUCCUUGUGUGACAUUGAAGGUCAGCGCAAAAAGCCAGCAUUCGCUGACAGCAUCGCCUUGUGUGAAACGGAAAUAUAGGGCUAUGACACAAGAAAAGGCAUUUCUAAAAGCUGCCCAAGUAGGUGACAUAGAGUUGAUUGGAUUAAUUGUCCCUUAUAAAGGAACACCCCCUACCUCCCUCUCUGUGGAAUAUUGGCUGGUCCAACAUGGAUGCCACCCCUCCCCCAAAGGUCAAACCAAUUUUUUGUAUUCAUCGGAUCAUAAAAAUAAAAACAUACAAAACAUGCUGGCCAUGCUUGCCAUGCUUAACAAGAAAAAUUUAAUACGAUUAAAAGGCAUAAAUAUAAUGAGACAGAUCAUUAGAUAUCACAAAUAUGGGUGUUGGUAAUCACAACCAAAAUAGUUUAUACUUUUUUAAAGAAAUCCUAAUAAAACCCCUGUCCUGGUCUGGUAUUAUAUGUAUUCAGCACAUUGUCUGGUUGCUAUGUAUAUUUUCCAAGCAGAAAAUAAGUCAGACUUCACAAAAUAAUAAUUAGGGCCUACAGCUCUCACAAUAAAUUGGAAAGCACUGUGGUGGUUAAGGGACAUAACAACCAGAUAUACAAGCAGAAUAAAACAAGCAAAAAUACUUGGUAGGUUAGUAUAACAACAAAUUUUUUCAACAAUACCUUUGUAAAUUAUGCUUCUUGAGUACUAAAAUUUGGGUAAUGGGUCGGUGUUUAUUUACUGUGAAAUUGAUGAGUAUACUCUGAUUUAAGAACAAUAUUUUAAGGAUUAUAAGAGACUACUCUGGAAAAGAAUUUGGAAGUGGUUACAGCACAACCAGUUAAAACGGGAAUGCUGAAAUUUAUGGAAUGUUUGUUCAAAAAUUCACUUGCAAAAUAUUCAAACAGUCAAGCUGUAACAUGUUUUAACAAGUCUUGGAGACAAUAAGUUUGUAUAUACACCAAGAAACACAGAAGUAAACUGUACAUUCAAUGGGUAAUAAAAUAUCAUCAGUACCAGA
This is a messenger RNA of Nematostella vectensis (starlet sea anemone), 3152 nucleotides long. Its product is annotated as potassium voltage-gated channel protein Shaw. Gene Ontology annotation, biological process: potassium ion transmembrane transport; protein homooligomerization. The coding region runs from base 307 to 2157 and encodes 616 amino acids. The record is from RefSeq and is a predicted model, not a curated record. Gene Ontology annotation, molecular function: delayed rectifier potassium channel activity; protein binding. Gene Ontology annotation, cellular component: voltage-gated potassium channel complex; membrane. The transcript has 3 exons. NCBI's taxonomy places the organism in Eukaryota, Metazoa, Cnidaria, Anthozoa, Actiniaria, Edwardsiidae.